This is a messenger RNA of Cladophialophora bantiana CBS 173.52, 807 nucleotides long. RefSeq lists its product as uncharacterized. NCBI's taxonomy places the organism in Eukaryota, Fungi, Ascomycota, Eurotiomycetes, Chaetothyriales, Herpotrichiellaceae. Gene Ontology annotation, biological process: translation. The record is from RefSeq and is a predicted model, not a curated record. Gene Ontology annotation, molecular function: structural constituent of ribosome. Gene Ontology annotation, cellular component: ribosome. The transcript has a single exon. The coding region runs from base 1 to 807 and encodes 268 amino acids.
AUGAUCCUGGGCAAAUCAAGCGAUGACGGAUCAAACAUUGCCCCGAGCAUACUCUCACGCGCAUCGACGGAUCCUGAGUCGAAAGGAUCGUCUUCUACCUCUGUCCCUCAACGCUCGUCACAAUCACCGUCCCCUCCACCGCCCUCGUCCCAAAAUGAGAAAACCACAACUUCGUCAUCGUCGUCGUGGGAGCCCUCGCUGAUCUACCCUUCCUCCUCACACGAAAUCGCUGCUCGGGAUGCCGCCUUCUUAUCUACGUCGCCUACGCUGGUGGGGACCGUGUCCAGGGUGGGGACGAUGCAAAAGACAGUGCGGGUGACGCGCCAGAUCCAGGUGUGGCACGCGCAUUUCCAGAAACACUACACACGCCCGACGCACAGCCUGGUCCACGACCCGCACAACCUGCUGCUGGAGGGGGACGUGAUCAGGUUCGGCGCGUUUCCGCCGUCGAUGAGGGAAGAGCGCGACCGCCGCGGACAGGUGGUGGUCAAGAGACACCGGCCGCGCGACCGCAACGGGGUGGUCAAGGAACAGGGUGUGCGGUACAUUGUGCGUGAGGUUAUCAGCCCGUUUGGCGUGCCCCUCGAGCAGAGACAGCCGCGGACCGUCGGGAGCGACAAGGGCAGGUGGCUCGGCACCGAGGGCGAGAUGAAGAAGCCAGCACUGAGGCAGAAGGGGAGACGGGAUGGCAAAGGUGCCAGCGCCAGCGCCAGUACCACCAGCACCAGUACCAGCAAGAAAAGCCGAGCGAAAGCAGGGGCAGUGAAAGAGAGACAGGAGUCGGCAGCGAGCCCGGUGCCGGCGUAA